Molecule: messenger RNA, 1935 nt
Organism: Gambusia affinis (western mosquitofish)
Lineage: Eukaryota; Metazoa; Chordata; Actinopteri; Cyprinodontiformes; Poeciliidae
Product: gastrula zinc finger protein XlCGF8.2DB-like
Exons: 2
Coding region: 271-1446 (391 amino acids)
Source: RefSeq, a predicted model, not a curated record
UAUACCGGAAGUGUCUGUCUCCUAGCAGCAGAAGCUAUUCGAACAACGUUUCGUUUCCUCCUGACAGUGUUGGGGAAAUAUCCUGGAUGACGUUGCCCUACCCCGUCACCUAUACACACGCUUAAAAAGUCACAAUGGUUUUAAUUAUCUUUAACAACUUUGUUUAGUUAAAUUUUCUCCCGAUAGCAACAGAAGCUCAGAGUGUUAGCUUAGCUUGUUAGCUUGCAGCAGACUGACAGUGUUUCUGAUGGAGUCGAGAGAAAACCUCAGAUGUUCAAAGUGUUGGAGAAAUAUCAGCUAACAGAGAUGGAGGAACCGACACACAGUGAGCGGAUGGACUCUCAGUUGGAUGACGUGCAGAAGGUGUUGGUUUUAAAAGAGGAGCUUCCUGCUGAGGAGGAGAACUGGAGUCACAACCUGGAUCAGAAACACUCACAGAUCAAAGAGGAACAGGAGGAGAAUGAGAUUACAGAGUUUAUAUUCAAUCCUGUAAAGACUGAAGAUGAUGAAGAGAAACCUCAGCUUCACUGCCAACCUGAGAAGAACAGAGACAGAGGUUCAGAAUCAGGUCAUGUAGAUUCUUCUGAGACAGACAUCAGCGAUGGAAACUGGGAGGAGAGCGGUGAAACUCCAUCUCAUUCAGACUCUUUAGGGAACAAUAAAUUUCCUGUAAGUGAGAAAGGCAAGCAGCUCCAUAGCUGCAGUGAAUGUGGGAAAGCAUUUAACCAAAAGUCGGAUUUGUUGAGGCACAACAGAGUUCACACAGGAGAGAAACCUUUCAGCUGCUCCAUCUGCAACACCUCUUUUACAUGGAAACAUGUGUUAGUGCAACACCUGAGGACACACAGUGGAGAAAAACCGUUCAGCUGCGCUGUUUGUGGUCAGACAUUUAGAAAGAAAGAAACUUUAACUUACCACAUGAGGUGUCACAGUGACGAGAAACCUUUUAGCUGCUCUGUUUGUCUGCAAGCGUUCAGCAGGAAGGAGAGCGUAAAUCGGCACAUGACGUGUCACAGUGAGGACAAACCUUUCAGCUGCUCCAUCUGCGGACAAAAGUUCAAGAGGAAAGAAAGUGAAACCCGACAUAUGAGAUGUCAUUCGAAAGAUAAACCUUUCAGCUGCUCCGUCUGUCACAGGAACUUCCCAUCUAGGAGAACCUUGAAAGAACACACUAAGGUCCACUCAGAGAACAGACCCUUCAAAUGUUCUGUCUGUGACGCCGCUUUUAAAAAAAAGAAAACAUUGUCAGAACAUGCAAGAAUCCAUACGGGAGAAAAGCCUUGCAGCUGCCGGAUCUGUGGCCAAAGCCUCAGUUCCAAGUCAUACCUUACUGUUCACAUGAGAGGUCACACAGGAGAGAAACCUUACAGCUGUUCUGUCUGUAAGGCCACUUUCAAAUGGAAAAAAACCUUUGUAAGACAUUCAAUGGUUCAUUCAGGUCAAUAAUGAAAUCCUUCAGAAUGGUAGUGUUCAUGUUGGCAGCAGCUUUAAUACAUCAAAAUACUUGAAGAGGUGUUAUUUCUGUAUACUUUAGAGGAAAUUUCCCCCAAAAAAUGAUCCUGUGAAGCACUUUGAACUGACUUGUUGCUGAAAUUUCCUAUUUAAAUAAACUUGACUUGAUUUAAAGUUAGUGCGUUAGCAACACGACAACCCCAAACACACCAGCAAGUGGUUCCACGUGUUACAAAUUCCAGAAGUAGAUCGAUUUUGUGUUAUAUAAAUUCAAAUCAGUGAUCAGUAUUUUGUAUUAAUAUUCUUAAUGUCUUUAUUGAGAGCAAAGCCAAGCCAAAGUCUGUUCAUUGUUGGUGUGUGCAAAGUUGUUGAAUAAAUCUAAUUAUUAUUAUAAUGUAACUAAAUAUUUGCUUGGUUUAUCACAGAGAAGUUAAAUAUUGUAAAACUUUCAGAUUUUACAAUAAAUGUGAAGAAAAAUAUUGA